Molecule: messenger RNA, 2169 nt
Organism: Drosophila serrata
Lineage: Eukaryota; Metazoa; Arthropoda; Insecta; Diptera; Drosophilidae
Product: nose resistant to fluoxetine protein 6-like
Molecular function (GO): acyltransferase activity, transferring groups other than amino-acyl groups
Source: RefSeq, a predicted model, not a curated record
AUGGCCAGUGCGACGCCGGUAACUACCUUCCUCCUCCUAAUUUGCCUGGCGACGGUGGCACACGCCACUCUUCCUUCCCGGCAGAUUCGGUUUGAGGACAUCUACCACAGCCAUCCCAAUGCUAGCUACGAUUGGCUUCUGGAAUUGCCCUCCUUGGGCCCCGAGUUCUAUCGCCUUUUUCGGAACAUUUCCGCCUCUGAUCUUCACCUCCUCGAUGGACGGCUCGGCCAACAGGAUCUGGUGUGCCUGGCGGAUAUCACACAGUUCAUGAGAAGCCUGACAUCGCCCAAGUUGUGGGCCCUUGCCAUGUUGGACUCGUGGGGCAACAAGCCCUCGGGCUACUUGAGCGGCAACCGCGUCGAUAUGGGCAACUACGAUGAGUGCCUCCGCGUGGACGGAACCGUCAGCGAAACACACCAUCAAGGGAAAUACUGCUUCAUAGAUUUUCCUAUCGCCAAGUGGCUGGGCUUCAACGCAGACAUCCUGUCGGCAACCAAUAUAAGAACCGCCAUGUGCCUGCCUUCCUCCUGCUCCGCCGAGACCAUGGAGGUGUUUAUGAAGCAACUUCUACAGCGUCUUCUGGGCAUCGGUGACCUCAGCAACCUCUUUUUCAUCAAUGAACAGUCCUGCAAGACCACCGAAAGUGAGCCGCUCACCAUCUUCACUAUUGCGUUACUGUCCAUCUUCUGUGCUCUAGUGACUCUGAGCACUCUCUACGACUACUUCCUGUGCUCGGACCAGGAUAAGCUUCCCCGGUUGGUGAAGGUGUUCUCCGCUCGUGCCACGUCCCGCGAUCUGUUCACCAUCGUGGAUGCCAAGUCAACUCCCAAUGUGAUCCAGUGCCUCAAUGGCAUGCGCUGCAUGUCCCUGAUCUGGGUGCUACUGGGUCACGAGUACAUCAUGUAUCUGAAGGCGCUGUCCGUUAACCAGCAAUACUGCUUGCGUUGGAUGGGGAAGCCCUUUAGCAGUUUUAUUCUUUUUGCCCCCUUUUCGGUGGACACGUUCUUCUUCAUAAGUGGCCUGCUGCUCGUCUUUAUUGGUCUCCGCGCCCUGGAAAAAAACAAGGGGAGACUGAAUGUGCCUCUAAUGUACCUGCACCGCUACCUGCGCCUCACUCCGAUCGUGGCCCUGGCCAUCCUCGUCUAUAUGAAGAUGCUGCCUCUGCUGGCCAACGGUCCAGUGUCCAACGACGUCGGCUUCUAUGACUACUCUGGGUGCAAAAAAUCCUGGUUCUGGACACUGCUCUAUGUGCAGAACUAUGCCACCAAUAAUACGUGCCUUGGACACACCUGGUAUCUGGCCGUGGACAUGCAACUAUACCUACUGUCACCCAUCGUGCUGAUCGGGCUCUACAAGUGGGGCAAGAAGGGUGCCGCAGCGGUCCUGGUGGUCAUGCUUCUGCUCUCCGCCUGCCUCUUUGCCACCAUCAUGAUCAAUGACUACGGUAUCCUUGCCAAAGAUGGCGGCCAGGAUUUUGAGGUGCAGAAAAAGUUAUACGCUGCCACACACAACCAUGCGGCUCCCUGGUUGGUGGGUACUCUGUUUGGCUACUUCAUGUACGUAGUCCGUGGCAAGCAUUUCCGCCUCAACCGUCUGGCGGUGUGGACCGGAUGGCUACUCUGUCUGGCCAUGAUGUUCACCUCGCUCUUUGCCAUGUUUCCGUAUGCGAAGCUGUUGGGUCCAUCGCCCACGGUGUUGGAGGGAGCUCUGUUCUACACUUUGACCAGAAUAGGCUGGCCUCUGGCCUUGUGCUGGGUGGUCUUCGCCUGCGUCCAGGGAUACGGCGGCCUCGCCAACAGUUUCCUUUCUUCGCCUCUGUGGCAGCCUGUGUCCAGGCUGUCCUACUCCGCCUAUGUUUGGCACAUUUUUAUUCAAGAAGUAAACCACAGGCGCGUGCGAUCGAAUAUUUACUUCUCGGACUACGAUGUGAUGUGCUCCUUCUGGGCCACCUUUGGCUUCACCCUCUUGAUGUCCUAUGUGUUGUACGUCAUUUUCGAGGCGCCACUGGGAGGCCUGGAGGGGCUUCUCCUGCCCAGCCGAAGGAGCCGUGCGAAGCAGCCACCUUCCCCAACUCAGGCCAAGACAGAGGAGUCACCCGAGGAGCAGAAGGAGUCAAAGCUCCCAGAAUUCCCCGAGACUGAUGAAGCGAAGACAGCAGUCGUAACCUAA